This is a messenger RNA of Osmerus eperlanus (European smelt), 2437 nucleotides long. RefSeq names its product BRF2 RNA polymerase III transcription initiation factor subunit (gene brf2). Gene Ontology annotation, molecular function: TBP-class protein binding. Gene Ontology annotation, cellular component: nucleus; transcription preinitiation complex. Gene Ontology annotation, biological process: transcription preinitiation complex assembly; DNA-templated transcription initiation. The transcript is spliced from 4 exons. The coding region runs from base 177 to 1616 and encodes 479 amino acids. Lineage: Eukaryota; Metazoa; Chordata; Actinopteri; Osmeriformes; Osmeridae. The record is from RefSeq and is a predicted model, not a curated record.
UUGCCGCACGGACCAAGACAUUUACGCACCGCUAUUGAAUAUACCCGCCGUAACAGCUACAAUUUAGAGGUAGGUUUUUGGAGGAGGCAUUUACUUUGAAUUCACUCUGAAUUAUAUAUUCCAACGGCAAAAUGUCCUUAAUAAUGAUUUAGGUAGUAGCGCCAUAGCCCUUGAAGAUGGCCACCGAGGGUUUGACUUGCCCGGAAUGUGGCUCCUCGAAUAUAGUGGACGACCAACUUUACUCACAGCCGCAAUUAGUGUGUGAAGACUGUGGUUCUGUAAUCUCAGAAGGACUACUUACCACUACCGCCAGCGAGGAGGUGCAAGGCACAGACAUCGCAUACCGCUACACCACAGCUGUAGACAAACAGCCUUGUCGAAAUUUAAUCAAAGGCUUGCAGCGGUUGCGUGCGUUCUGUCGCAUCCUCAGACUGAAAACGGACACGGAACAGAUGUCAGAGACCUUUUACAAGCAGGCAUACAGUCACCCCCACUUCAUCAACGUCAGCCUUCAGAAGAAAGAGGUUUUGGUGGGAUGCUGCGUGCUGGUGAGCUGUCGGCUAUGCAACUGGCCCAUCGGCAUGGGAACCAUCUGCAGCCUCCUGGAGGCAGACCCAAACCUGCUGGGUGUGGUCUAUCUGCAGAUGAUGAAGACUCUGAAGAUAGAGGCUCCCAACACGGCUAUCAUUGAAAUGCUGGAGGCGCACUGUCAGGAAUACAAACUCAGGCCAGAACAUGUCUCUGAAGGGUUGUCUGAGGACGUCAAGGCUCUGACAAAGCGAGCCACAGCCUUGAUAGAGCUGGCAGCAGAUACCUGGAUUGUGACAGGGCGCCAGCCGGUCCCCAUGAUGAUAGCCUGUACGUUCUUGGCAUGGCAGUCCCUGAGGCCCACCAAGGAUCGUCUUAAAUACUCAGUCGACAAGUUCUGCCAGAUGGCCAAAGUCAACCGGAACCAAACGGCUCCGAAGCGGGUGAUGGAGCUGAAGAAGGUGCUUAGCAAGCUGGGCCAGGAGAUCCCCUGGCUGAGGGUGGAGGUGACGCUGGCGAACGUGAUGCCGCACGUGGACGACAUCAUGGAGAACCAGAGUGCGCUCCUGAGGCGAGCCAUGCGGACCUACGAGGAGUCCUUGCAGGAUGAAGACCAGCCAGACCCACAGGAGGAUCCCCCCGGGGAACACGCCACUCUGGCCAGCCCGGAGGGAGCAGCACCAUGCCAGACCUCCAGGGAUCCAGAGCACCCUCCUCCAGCGCAGCCCUGUUUGGCGGCGUGUGAACCGGACGGAGAGCGGGCCCAGGCCCCCAGCGACGCCGGCCCAACGACGGGCACUGAUGUGCAGCAGGAGGACGACGACGAACCCCUCGAUCAUGCGGACGCCCGGCCGCUCCUGGUCCCGGUGGAAACCUGGAGCAAAAAGUACCUGUUUGUCCCCCCUUGCGUCAGGCAUCCGAAGAAGAGGAAGAGGAGGGCGGAGACGCCCAUGCCCGAGGUGACUGGCGACGAGGACAUCUCAGACAGUGAGAUCGACAUGUACAUCCGCACCCCGCAGGAAGUAAGAGACUUUGUGAAGACCAAGGAGAUUCUUUCGGAGGAGGAGGAGGAGGAGGAGGAACAGUGACAGGAAGGGGAAUUUAGGGUGCACCAAUACUGUACGUGUGACUUACUAAUGCAAUGUGUGCUUCUGGGUAAUGACAUUACAUUUUACUUGGGUGGAUGGAUUGGAAUGCAACCUGGGCCUAUGAAAUUAAUUUUUAUUUAAUUCAGUUAGAAAUGCUGGAAGGGUUUUGUUAUUUUUCUCUAUGAAUAAAGUGGGAACUCAUCCUUUUAUAAACGAUGCACAAAUUAAAUAUUUUCUUCUGAUUUUGCCGCUGCCCUCAAACUGUUUUUGUAUUAAGAUUCUCAGCACCUAGCAGAUGGAUACAAUUUAUUUCUGUAGAAAUAGGCCUAGCUGAAUACCUCCAGGGAUAAUAACCAGAUAUGUAUUCCAUAAUUGACCUUGUUACAAUUUUCUCAGUAUUGGACAGAUUCAUGUUACAAUGAAAGUAGUCUCAGUUGCCAUGCAGGUAUACAGUUUAUGGCUGUACUGGUUAUUGGUAACCAGUCAUUAACCUAAUUUUAGGUUCAUUUAUAAAAAUAUAAAAGACAAAUAUAUUUUCUGCUGUGAGGGAGACCUUUUCUGUCAUACUAAUCAGAUUUAGGUCAUGGCCUCUAAAUAGAUGAAUUGCUAUGUUGAGCUUGUGAUUGUUUGAUGGAUAGGUGGUUAUUAGAAGAUAGUUUAUGAUUCACCAGUUUAUCCUAGUACAUUUGUCCUGUAUGCUUGCAAGUUUUUCCCAUCUCACACAUUCACACAAAGAAAAACUAUUUGAAUAGAUUCUUGAUCAAUGAGAGCAUUUCUAUGGUCUGAAGGAAUAUGAUUUGAUUAGCCUCAAUCUAUUGUAA